UGGCGCUGCCAUUGUGUUCUACUCGUCUAGGAAUCCGUCAAUGAAUCAGCAAUCAACUCUUCCUCCAGCGAUAACUUCACCAUCAUUGGAUAUAAUGCGCCAAUAUCAGACUCUCAAUCCUACGACCGGCCAGGUGGUCCAGGUAUUCCCACAAAUAUCUAACGAACACGUCCAGAGAGUUCUGAACAAGGCCCAUAGCCUCUAUGAAACCGACUGGCGCUUCUGUUCGGUAGCAGAGAGAGCAACUGUAAUUGCAAGGGCCGCCGCUAUUAUGCGACAGAAAAUCGACGAGUUGGCUAGUUAUGUUACACUUGAGAUGGGCAAACUCAUCGAUCAGUCGCGAUUUGAGGUUAAGCUCUCGGCUGACAUCCUUGAAUAUUACGCCACGCACGCCGAAAGACUCUUGAAAACUCGACCUAUCCCUGGAGCUCACGAUGCGGUCAUUAGUACGGAACCUAUUGGCAUUAUUCUAGCCAUCGAACCUUGGAACUUCCCAUACUAUCAACUAGCCCGUGUAGCAGGGCCCCAGCUUGUGGCUGGCAAUGUUCUCAUUGUCAAACACGCCCGGAACGUGCCACAGUGCGCAUUGGCCUUCGCACGAGUUCUCGAUGAAGCCGGCGCACCAGAAGGUGUCUACAACAAUGUCUUCUGCAGUUUUGAUCAAAUAAACACCAUUAUCGACGACUUCCGCGUCCGUGGUGUCACCUUGACAGGAAGUGAACGUGCGGGUGCAACAGUAGCCGAGCGGGCCGGUCGUCAAUUGAAAAAGGUCGUUCUGGAACUUGGUGGUAGCGACCCUUUCAUUGUGCUGGAAGAUGCAAACAUCGAGGAAGCAGUGGCUCGCGGUGUCGAAGGCCGCAUGAUGGUUAUGGGCCAGUGUUGUGUCGCCUCUAAACGCUUUAUCGUGGUAGGUAAAGAGCGCGGUCGUCGCUUCCUUGAUUGCUUGACGCAGGCGUUAACCGGCCUUGAGGUCGGCGAUCCCGCUGAUAGCUCCACAGCUAUAGGCCCGUUGGUAUCAGAACAAGGCCUCAACAACCUGCUCGGACAAAUUGAGUCGGCCAAAACCUACGGUGCUCGCGUAGUCACCGGAGGAAGACGCAUUGACCGCCCUGGCUUCUAUGUAGAGCCUACAAUCAUCACGGAUAUUACUGAGGGCAACCCUCUGUUCCAGGAGGAGACGUUCGGGCCCGUCGUAUCUUUCUACGUCGUUGACAACGAAGAACAGGCAAUCAAGCUUGCUAAUGCUACGAAGUUCGGACUCGGCGCGUCUGUGUUCAGCGGGGAUAUCGCGCAUGGCCAAGCCGUGGCGAAGAAGAUCGAUAGUGGCAUGGUAUCCAUCAAUGCCACAGGGCAAUUUGCACCAGAACUGCCUUUUGGAGGCAUCAAAAACUCCGGCUUUGGCCGGGAGCUGGGCGACCUGGGUAUUGGCGAAUUUGUCAAUCGUAAAGUCAUCCUGACGGCUUGAAUCGUGCGAUCAACUAUCUAUUGGGAGCUCAUACAUACCUACAAGACUAGAAAUGGGUUUAUCCGUCCUUGUUUGUAGAAUCUACAAACCCGAGAAUAAGGAACUUUGCGGAGCAAGUCCGUGAUCAGCUGGAGAGGUGAUCAGAAUUCGCUAAGCGCUC
Molecule: messenger RNA, 1625 nt
Organism: Cladophialophora immunda
Lineage: Eukaryota; Fungi; Ascomycota; Eurotiomycetes; Chaetothyriales; Herpotrichiellaceae
Exons: 1
Coding region: 41-1465 (474 amino acids)
Molecular function (GO): aldehyde dehydrogenase [NAD(P)+] activity; succinate-semialdehyde dehydrogenase (NAD+) activity
Source: RefSeq, a predicted model, not a curated record